CUGCCGGCCUUGGCUGAACAUGCUCGUAUACUGACACCUUUGACGACAAAAGCCGCCGAGCUCGCCUUCCCUCUCUGGUCGGCAGAACAUGAAAGGGCCUUCAAUGCGAUCAAGGAACUCGUCACUAGUCCGCACUGCCUGACGACUAUCGAUCACGAUAACCCCGGAGACAACAAGAUCUUUCUGACUUGCGACGUGUCCGACUACCGGACAGGCGCUGUU
Messenger RNA from Suillus plorans, 222 nucleotides. RefSeq lists its product as uncharacterized. The annotation marks the transcript as partial. Lineage: Eukaryota; Fungi; Basidiomycota; Agaricomycetes; Boletales; Suillaceae. The transcript has a single exon. The record is from RefSeq and is a predicted model, not a curated record.